Necator americanus (New World hookworm) is the source of this 1935-nucleotide messenger RNA. RefSeq lists its product as uncharacterized. Lineage: Eukaryota; Metazoa; Nematoda; Chromadorea; Rhabditida; Ancylostomatidae. Bases 1 to 1935 code for a protein of 644 amino acids. The transcript has 2 exons. The record is from RefSeq and is a predicted model, not a curated record.
AUGACGACUAAGACCAUCCAUGGGAACUCGCAAUUCCAGAAGCCCUCCUCUCUACGCUGGACGUGGGAGUCACCCGGUGGAGGGUACCGUAAUGAAAUAGACCACAUCAUCGUCAAUAAAAGGUUCUGCCUAACGGACGUCGCUGUUCUACCAAAGUUCUAUACGGGAUCGGACCAUCGCCUCCUCCGAAGAAGAUUUUCCUUCACAAGAAGAGCAGAGAAAUCCGCCAAGUUCAGAGAGAGAAAUCCCAGGACUAUCAUCAAUUGGGAUCUCUACGCUACGCUAGCCGGCUUUUGGGAAGAUUCCGCAAUGGACAACAUCGACGAGGAAUAUGACCGGCUUGUUGAACACUUUCACGACUCUGAUAUGCCUGGAGCAACACGAGCCGCAGGGAACCAAGAACUCACGUCCGAGCUCGCAAGGCUUUGCCGAGAGGCGAUAAAGGGAGACCUUAAAGAGAGAAGAGCAGAAGUGCUGGCUGAAGCUGCAGAGGCGGGGAAAAGCAUCCGUUAUGCCCAUCGAGACUUCGCCAGUCGCAAGACGAGGAUGACUGCUCUCCGGAACCCAAAAGGAACAGCCACUGCAUCGAGAAAGGGGAUGGAGAAAAUCAUCUACGACUUCUACUCUGAUCUCUUCGACAGCCGUGUCCACUUGCCUCCUCACCAUCUGAGGGAAGAUGGACAAGUCAUUCCAGAGGUUCUCCGGUCCGAAAUACGGCAUGCUAUCAUGUCGGUAAGAAAUCGUACGGCACCCGGUCCCGACAGAAUAAGACCAGAACACCUGAAGAGCCUUCCGCCAGUACUCAUCAACACCCUGGCUAGGCUCUUUACACGUUAUCUGUCGGAAUGCAAGGUUCCCAAACAGUGGAAGACCAGCGAGACCGUGUUGUUGUAUAAAAAGGGAGAUCCACAUGACAUCGGCAACUAUCGUCCAAUCUGCUUAUUGUCCGUCAUCUACAAACUCUUUACAAGAGUGAUCCUUAAUAGGAUUGAAAAAGUCUUGGAUGAAGGACAGCCAUGCGAGCAAGCAGGGUUUCGAAAAGGAUUCAACACGAUUGACCACAUUCACACUGUUUCGAAACUCAUCGAGGUAUCACGAGAGUACAAGAUGCCGCUCUGUCUCACCUUCAUCGACUUAAAGAAGGCCUUCGACUCAGUUGAGUCGGAAGCGGUCGUGGAGGCCUUGGACAACCAAGGCGUCCCUACUCAGUACAUAAAGGUACUUCGAGAGUUGUACAGUAACUUCACGACCGGAAUUUCGCCAUUCUACAAGAACAUCUUCAUUGACGUGAAGAGGGGGGUCCGACAGGAUGAUACAAUUUCACCCAAAAUAUUCACAGCCACCCUCGAUAACGCAAUGCGAAAGUUGGAAUGGGACUACAUGGGAGUGAAGGUUGAUGGUCGGCAGCUACACCAUUUGCGCUUUGCUGAUGACAUCGUAUUGAUAACACCUAGCAUCAGCCAAGCGGAACGAAUGCUGACCGAAUUCGACGAAACAUGUGGAUGCAUCGGUCUUCUGCUGAAUCUACAAAAGACGAUGUUCAUGCGGAACGGAUGGGUCUCGGAUGCCCCAUUCACGCUCAACGGAACGAACAUAUCCGAAUGCAAAAGCUACGCUUAUCUGGGUCGGGAACUGAACAUGAUGAACGACCUGACCCUCGAGCUGGGCAGAAGGAGACGAGCGGCUUGGGGAGCGUACAACAGCAUCGAGGAUGUAAUGAAGAAGACCAGGAACACCCGGCUCCGUGCUCACCUCUUCAACACCACCGUACUUCCUGCUUUGACCUAUGCUUCGGAAACCUGGGCUUUUCGCAAGCAGGAAGAAAACGCGGUGAGCGUCAUUGAACGCGCAAUUGAGAGAGUGAUGCUAGGAGUAUCCCGUUUCACGCGUGAGGGACGGGAUUCGAAGUUCUCUCCUACGUCAACGAUCGAUUGA